CUUGACAUAUCAGUGUGUCUUGUUAUAAUGAGAACAGUUGGUAGUUAAAGAGUUGUUUCUCUUUUUGAGUUGUGUUCCACCCUACGGAUAAUCAAUGGAGAAAAUAACUGAGAAACUUCUACUGGAGAAAGGCUCUCCACAAACCAAACAACUGGAGCAAAUCAAGACACUGAAUCUAUCUAAGCUGGGGCUAAAGGUUCAGGACUUGCCAGUCAAGCUGCUCUCCCGUCUCCAGUCCCUCGAGCGAUGGGAUCUGUCUGGGAACGGACUGCAGGAGUUGCCCAAGAACCUGAAGCUGCCUGCACUUCGCUACCUGGACCUCAGCGACAACCAGAUGGAGGAUGUUACAACUCUGGAGUCUCUAAGCAGUCUGGAAGAGCUCAAGACGGAGGACAACCUUUAUAUCACUGUGAGUGAUAAUUACAAGCUGAUGGUGUUGUUGCCCAACCUGAGGAUUCACAACGGUAAAGAUAUCGGUGCUAAUGCCCUCCACCUGCGCGGCGUCUACAGUGAGGUCCUGAGGACGAGGAUAAUUGCACUUUGGGAGAAGAGCUUCACUCUCCCGGAUCCCAUGACAGCAGAGAAAAUGUCCACCUUGGAGACAAACUUUGUCAACACUGCCCGUCAACAGAUUAAAUUUGGACCCAGUUCAGUCACUGACUUCACCAAAUGGAAGGUGGAGAUUCUCGCUAAGGAGUUCCUGCGUUCUCUGACAGAACCAAAGACGGAACCGGAGAGCAGCGAGUCUACUGAUAAAAAAGAGAACUGUGAAAUCUCUACUCCCACGAAGAGGAAAAAUACCACAUCAGAAAUGGACACCAACAUAAGCCUGAUGCCUCGCAAAAGGCUGCGUGCAGAUCUCCCAGUCUCACCAGCUGGAGACAGUCCUCGCAAAUCUAGCCUCCGCCUCAAACCUCUGACUCAGGCCGACACUGUCAGGAUGAGCCCCCGCAAGACAGUUCAGCCUCCCUCUACCCCCACCAGAGGGCAGACACGGGCAGAGACACCCAGAAGAGCCUCAAAGGUGCCACAAACCACAGAAGAUGGAGCUCAGAUAAAACAGAAGGAAGAUGUCAACAAAAAAGCCACAAAACUGCAGAGAGACACUGAUAUGCUGCCUACAUUACAGAGCUGCAGCAAGACACAGCCACUGUGUCUGAAGCCUCUGCAUGUCCUCCAGUGCCACAGUAAACAGGACAACUCUGAGGAUUUCUCCACCCAGCUGUGGGCCUGUGCUUUCCAGCCGCUGCCAGAUUCCACCGGUGGAGGAAGCCGUUUGGUUGCAACCUGUGGUGGAGACUCACUCUGUGUGAUUGACUGUGAAACGGGGAUGGUGAUGAAGAAGUACAAAGUUCAUGGGGAGGAGUUCUUCUCGCUGUCCUGGUCCACAGUGAUGAUGUCCAGGGGAGGCGGGGCCUCGGCUCAACAUUGCAGCAUCCUGGCGGCAGGUGGAAAGAGAGGACUGGUCAAAUUGAUCCACCCCAGAAACAACGUAGCCUACGGGGAGUUCAGAGCCAGCCGCAAGGCGCUGUCUGUCCUCCGCUUCAACCACCACCAGGGAAACUUCCUCUUCACGGGAUCAUACGAUAACAAGAUAGUAAUGUGGGACAUCGGUGGAGUGGACAGCCAGUACAACUUCAAAGUUGUUCAGCUGCUGGUGUUGGAGAUCAGUGCCACCCCCCUGCACAUCUGCCUCGCUCCCACUUCCCCCAGCACUCAGGUACUGACUGCCUGUGAGGAUGGCCUGUACUGCUUCAACACACAGCUCGGUACCAACAACAGCACAAAAAGUCGGUCCAAGGAGAUGGAGAUAACUUUCCCCAUAUAUAAGAAGGAAGACAAAGACCACGACUACCACACCGUUGACGGCCUGAGUUUUCUUACUGAUGACAUAGUGGCCUCCAAAAACUACAUGCAUGGUUCCAUUUACCUGUGGAGCUGGAGCAGGACCAAGGCUCAGCGGCCUGACAAGAAGAGCAUGACAGUGUGUGCUGUGGUUCUCGCUGAGCUGCAGUGGACCAACACUGAGAUUCCCUACCUGGCGCUCAACACCUGUCCGGGCCAAGCCUACAUAGUGUGUGGUGACGACAAAGGCAGGCUGUGGACGUACCACGUCACCAAACUGCAGAAAAACAGUUUCCAGAUGGGGAAACCCAUACUGCCCACUGAGGUGUUAGAGUGGCCGAUGCCGGUAAGGAAGGGCCUCAGCCAAGUAGAGGGCCCCUCCAUCAACAGCGUAGCAAUGGACCCUGAGCUACGCUACCUGGUGGCCCUCAGUGACAAGAAUAUGGUGAUAGUGUGGAAACGGGAGGAGUCCUCCUGAGCAGCACAGCCAUGAGACUGUGAAGUGACUUAAAGGAAGUCAGGCAGAUCCUAAGGGUUUUUGUACUGGAAAAAAAGCGAGUACCAAAUGUUGGUAUUUGUGAGGUAGUACUUCAGAUGCAGUACUGAAAAUGUGACGGACCAUUACCUAACUCGUAUGUCAGAAUAAACAACCAAACUGGGUGUUUUUCUGAAACAAUACACAUACACCUCUGUCUAACAGAGACAGACUGACAGAUCCUCUCUGAGAUCUUGUUCUUUGAUCAUUUUCUUCCGUUUUUGUGGAGAAAGUGGCUUUUAUGAUGCUGCUGCUGCUGCAGUUACAUCUGUCAGCAAGUAGCAGCCAGAUAGGUUGAAGGUUUACAGUAACAAUAUUCUUUAUUUUCUAUAUGAAAAUAUCUCAUGUUGAGAAGUAAAACUUUUAAUUUGCAGAAUUUUAUAGUGAAGAGUCACUACUGUAGGUGAUUAGUAGUAUAAACAAGGCAAGAGAAUUACUGAU
This is a messenger RNA of Seriola dumerili (greater amberjack), 2821 nucleotides long. RefSeq names its product leucine rich repeats and WD repeat domain containing 1 (gene lrwd1). Gene Ontology annotation, cellular component: nuclear origin of replication recognition complex. Gene Ontology annotation, molecular function: protein binding; chromatin binding. The record is from RefSeq and is a predicted model, not a curated record. Bases 95 to 2323 code for a protein of 742 amino acids. Gene Ontology annotation, biological process: chromatin organization; establishment of protein localization to chromatin. NCBI's taxonomy places the organism in Eukaryota, Metazoa, Chordata, Actinopteri, Carangiformes, Carangidae. The transcript has 16 exons.